AUGUUAAAGAAAAACUGCCUAAUAUUUUUGCUAUUUUUUUCAACCGUUCACAGUGCUACGUUAUUUGAAAGUUCGUAUGAAUAUGUAUUAAAUUUGGGGAAAAAUGUAGCGCCAAGUGUUAUGUCGAUUUUCGACUGCUUCAGCGAGGACGAUGCGUGGAACUGUGCAAAGGAGAAAGCGGGUAAAAUAUUGGAUAGUUGGGGCGAGGAAGUGGACAAACAGCGUCGAAAAUGGCAGGAUGCCGCUGAUGCGGAGGUUCGAUCUUCUGGCAGAACCCUGAAUGAAAUGCCAUCGCAACUUGGCAAGGAGGUGGAACAAUCGCUGGAAUCACUUGCAGACCUCAUCCAACAUGGAGUAGCGAGGGCAUUGGAAAGAAAUCACCACGAGAGCAAGGUAGGGAUAGACAUGAAAACAUUCUCUGUAUCGAGCAACGAUAAGAAAAGAUUGAAAAAGAAGAAACAAGGAACACAUGAAAUUCACCUUCAUCAUCCAAUUAUGAUGCCGGUUCAUAAACAAGAAGAGGAAGGACGAGGAUUUCCAGGGAAAGUUCAAUCAUGGAUUAUAGGAGCAAGAGAUUUAGCUGAUGACAAUGCAUCUCUAAACACAGCUUCCUCAGACCCAGUUGACUCCACAAGUGCUGUGUAUGGUCCUAAAUUUGAAAUGGAAGAUACUGGUUCAGAAGAUUUCGAAAAUAAUACAGAGGACACUGAAACAGAUAAUGAUGCUAAAAACGAAUUAAGUGAUUCGAAUACUGACGUAUAUAAUUUUAGGAAGAGUAGAGGUCUGAUUUCUGAUAUGUGGGGGAUUGGAGCGAAAGCACUGGAUGCACUCGCCGAGCAUGUAAUCGAGAAUGAAAACGCUGACAAUGGAAUCCAAGACAAAAGUUCAUUAGAAGAACAAAGGGGUAAGAAAAAGAAGAAAAAGAAGGCCAUCCUGAAGCUGCUGAUCUUGGGUGCGGUGCUCAAGGCUAAGAUUGGAACGUUACUGCAAAUCCUGUCAUUUAAAUUGCAGGUGAAGUUCUUCAUAAUCGCGUUGAUCGGUCUCGCGAUCAACCUGGCAAGGUUCUGGGUUGAACUGAAGAAUAAGCACCACCACCAACCGCAGAAGGUGAUAUAUUACGAGCACGCUCAACAUCAGCACCAUUAUGAUGAGCACGAAGAGGAGCCCGGCUGGGGACCCUGGUCCAGAACCAUAGACCCUGAGGAAGAGUUGGACUUAGAGUUAAACAACCGACCCUACAGAGCACAGGAGCGCAUCUCACUCAGUACCAACAGACCACUGCUAACACUAACCUAA
Parnassius mnemosyne (clouded apollo) is the source of this 1296-nucleotide messenger RNA. Lineage: Eukaryota; Metazoa; Arthropoda; Insecta; Lepidoptera; Papilionidae. The record is from the annotation of a GenBank genome assembly.